GUCACAUCCGUCAACAAAAAGCACGCAACAACAAACUGGCUGCGCUCGCCGCUCGCUCAGCAUCGGCGCAGUUGACGGACCCCUGACGACGACGGCACGGGGACCUGCGAGCGCGGAGAACGACCAGUCGCGCUUUAUUUUUGUUUCGGUUCGCUUCAUUUUGUUUUUCUCGUUUUGUUUUUCGUUCGCGCGGUGUCCGUCGGGUUUUCUUUGUUGCGAGUGGAGCGGGGACUGGUUAGACCGUUGGUGUGGUGCGAGUCUUCUUCGGCGGCCGAGAACGCCACGCGACGGACUUGCUCUCCGCUGAACGCGCUACCGCAUCGAACAGCUGCGGUUUCUCGGGCUCCAAACGUCGCAGCCGCGAUGCCGUUCAUCGGUCGGGACUGGCGUUCUCCGGGCGAAGCCUGGGUCAAGACCGGAGAAGGCUGGGAAAAAAAGAAGAUCCUCGAGUUCUACUGUUGCGCCGACGAAAGUCUUGAUUCUUUGGAACAGCCUGCUGAAUACGACCUUCCGCCAUCGUCUCCACCAAACUUGGGGGGUGGAGAUGCAGGAAGCGGUGACGAGUGCCUGGACAUCGACGCCAAGCAGCGGCGGCUUUCUCAGCAGCCAUACUGCCAGAUCACACUAAAGUGCACACGAGAGGUUGCUGGCUACAACACCAUCAGUGAAGCGUUCCGUAGGCUAGACUUUCGCAACGGCAUCAAAGAUGUGCGGCGGUUCAACUACAUCUGCAAGUUGCUGCACCUCUUGAUCACAGAAAACCUGACCACGCUGAGUGGGUGUGCAAGUCGGGUGCUGUUCACCAUGCUUGAGGAGGUGGCAUCACAAGUUGCUGACAGUCGUCAGAACACACACAUUCUUCAGCUUCUCCUGGAAGACCUCGAGCGGACGCUGCGCAAGUACCACUGCUGGGGUCGGCCCCUAGGCUCGAGCCAGCUGUGGGAGCAACAUCUGCAGACCCUGCAGCGCAUCUGGAAUGUGCAGCGGCACAUCGAUCUCUCCAACCCCAAGCCGGACGACGACACACCCCAGUUUCCCCACCUGCCUCCCGAGCUGCUCAGGGAAGUUCUGCUACGUCUGGCCGACUACAGGGACCUGGCCAGCAGCGGAGAGGCGCACCCAGUGUUGGCGGCGCUGCUGCAAGAGGAGCAUGUGUGGCGGCGGCUGUGCCUCUUCCACUUUGGGCCCCAGCUGGUGGAGCAGUGGCUGCAGCAGCCGCCAGAAAAGCUCGACGGCGCCCCCGGGUGGCAGCGCCUCUUCCACCGCCUCCGGAAGAAGCAUGGCCUCCGCGAGGAGUAUGCAGAUAGCCUGCUACUCUGCCGCUACUGUCGAUGCCUCUUCUGGAAGUCCUUUGGCCACCCCUGCCUCAACUCUUCGCGAGAGGAGGCCGCGGAGGAGGCCAACAGUGGUGCUGUGAUGCCGACUAGCGCAUUGCCCAUGUGCAUUCCCGUCACCCCUCAGGCGUUUCUCCAGUUCUUCUCGCUGUGAAAGGUGGUGGUCUGCCAGUGCCAAUGUUGUUCCAGAACCAGAGCUGUUGCCGUUCCCCAGAACGGCGCUGGCAGCUGACGACUCAAGUGCUGCCACGGCGUCGGCAUGUCGUUUCCCUCCUGUCCACUUUGAAAAGGCAGCCUACUCAAUCUUGUUGUCUUUACAUUUUUUGGCUCUUAUCUUGUCAGCACUUUUGGUCAGAGUGCGUUGCAUGCCAGCGGAAGGGGCAUGUCAGGUUUUUUGUCAAGUUGGAAAAGGGGGUCGUUGUUGCCACGGUGCCAUUCAUUGGUGUUGCUGCCAGGCAUCAUUACCUUGUCACUAUAUGCAGGCUUGGAGCUAGGAUUGUUCCUUUGUGUUACCCGGCACGGUGCAGUUGUUCCAGGCUGCACUGUAGUCACAUAUCAGUAAUCGUUGUCAUUCUCUCAUGAAAUCGCUGGCUUUAGUGCUGUGUGGCUGGUGCCUUUAUGUCAGCAACACUUGCAUGCAUUUCUCUUUAUCAGGAGGACUGUAAUCUAGAAUGCCAUUAUACUGAAAGGAAGUGCACCUUAAAAUAGUGAUGAUUACUUUUGUCAUUUAAAAAUUAGAAACAUGCACUAUCCUGUGCAUGUUUCUAAUUUUGUUUCUAAUAGCCAUCUGGUCUUAUAGACAAGGCAGUGUGCACUCGUGGCAUGCAUGACGUUAUUAGAAAGCAUGCCAAAUGUCUCCCACCAUUCGGAGAGCAAUAGCCCCAUUUUUGAAGAACUUGGUUAAAUAUGCUAUGGAAAAAUUAGUCAGUUAAGUUAGUCUGACAACUCAUUCAAAAUUGAUGCCAGCGAGGACUGUAUUUUCAGCCUGUCACUUUCGGGGAUUUCACUCUCAGUGCACGUACCAUUGGAUAAGCCAGCAUACAUCCUUGGAUGCUUGACCCUCGAAAUGAGGCAUCGUAUUGGACGUUGAAGCAUGUAAAUGAGAAUGUGUUCCUGAGCGUAACUGAUCAAAAACAUACACCCCGUUAUUAUAUAUAUAUAUAUAGACACACACAAACACACCCACAGUCGACUCUCGUUACAACGGACCCUGAUAAUCCUACAAAAAACGUCCCUAAUGUCAAAAGUCCAGAAUAUCCAAAAUGCCUCACUUCUGAAACUUUGGUCGCGAUGUCUAACGACGUUAUCGCAAGAAAUUAGUGAUGAACGUCCAAAGUAAAAAAAUGAACAAAAUCGCAGUUUCGCCCAGCAGGCGAAGCAUCGAUUGUGAGAGCAAAUCAGUAGACAGCUAUGUGAAGUAAGGAUACUAGUUUUAUCUCGCUCAAUAACCGCGGAAAGUCGCUUUCAAAAAGUUGGAGUGAGUAAGUGCGGCAGCAGCAGCAAGUGAAUUGACCUUCGUGCUAUCUCGCUUGAACGCGAACUAAACAUCGAAAGCACAGCGCACGCGAAGCUAUCAGCACUGGGCGUACUUUGUCCACAUCGCAGGUCGCUUUCAAGAUACGGCAGCCGUGUUGUAAGCAGCAGCUGCCAGAGAAGAACCCCCCUCUUCCUUACCACCUCUGGUUCCUCGCGCGCGAAUGAAGACUGUGUGUUUUAUGCCCCACCUUCCUCUCUUGUGCAUGCAAUAUUGAGAUAUUGAGCCGCAAUCAUUGGCUGACCCUCGCAAGUCAGAUGUCAGCCCAUGUCGACAUGGCGAAAGCAUGUUUUAUACGCCUGACUUUGAAAAAAAUUACUGCUAAUUUCGUCUGCUGUAGCUGAUAGUCAGUUGUAGUGUGGUCCGUUAAAAGCGAACUUCGUUGCAUUAAUAAAAUAGGUAGAAUAAACUAGGGUUGAAAUAUGGUCUGUUAUAUCCGAAAAUCUGUUGUAUGCGGGUUCGUUGUAGCAAGCGUAGACUGUAUCUGGGUGGCUAAAGCUUGUUGCUGGGUGAGUUGGUCAUAUAGUUUGUUAGUUUGUUGCUGAGUUACUGGAGCCAAGGGGACACAUAAAAUAACGCUCAGUGUUCUCAUCUACAUGUCAUGUAUUUUAAUUGCGUCAAUACUUGCCAGCUCGUCUAAAGUCGAACGUCUUUAUAAUUAAGUGCUCGCAGCCUCCGAAAUAAUUUCUUAUACAGGUCGCGCACCACACAGCUCAUGAUAGAACCGGGACAGAAAUAUUCCUUCAGUAUUCAGGUCAUGUUGUUGUACAGGUGCUCGACUCUACCUGUUUAGUAUGACGGUAAACUAAAAAUAAUUCAAUGAAACCUAUAAGUUCCACUGAGACAUGUCCCUGCAAGCCUACGUAACAUUCCUUUAAGAAGUUGUAGUUUGUGCUAUGGGUAGUGUUUCGAAUGUUCGCGAGUUGUGAUAUCCGUACUGGUCAAUAAUACCCAAUGGCGCCCCUACUUGAAAGUCUAGAUGAGGGUCUAGGUUAUAGAUUUCUGAACGUUAAACAAAUUUGCGUGUAGCACGGCUGCACUUUCACUGUGCAAGAUCAAUAAUGUUUUGACGAAACGUUUCAUUCCCAGAAAAUUCAUUGUUUAAGUCAUUGCCUGCCGUGAAAAGCGAAGAGGUUCCAUUAAGUGUUGAAAGUUCUAUGUUUUCUUUAUCCUAGUCUGUUAUGGAACAUGCCUGCAGCUUUUACUGGUGCAUAUCAAGGCUGUUACUAGAGUGAACACAGCCAAAGAAAAACACUUACAUAACAAAGAAUGCAACAAGAUGGUUUAACAUUGGAUCUCGGCAGAAACGCUGGCAUCUGACACCGCAUGUCAGUGCUGUGGGGUAGAGGUUACGUUGGAACCUCCUCCAAGCAUUGUAAAAUUGGAAGCCAGUGGAAUGGAAUUGUGGCAAUAGCGCCGCCUGAUACUUGUUUCCAACUGAGCCCCUGUUAUGAUCACCGGUGCUUUAGAGUUUGUACAUAUGUAUGUAGGUUGGUAUAUGAGCUAUAUUUUCUAUACAGAAAUCUUAUUUCAGUAUUUAAAAGGUAUAAAAAAUAAUGAACUUAAAAAAAAUGUAUAUUCAUACGUUUGUCUGCAAGCUGAGAGUGUUCAGUGGAGCAAAGAAAGGAAUGAACACAUCAGCGCUGUGGAAAGCGAGCUGUUGAAUGUUGAAGAGUUUGUGUGAAAUGUAAAUGUUGAGGAAACCUGCAUUCCCUCCCCACCCCCCUCUUUAUUUAUUUUUCAUUUUUUUGUCAGUUACUUCUCUUAACUCUCUACGCUCCCCUCCCAAAGGGAAAGAGUAGCUUGCGAUUAAAGGCAAUCCACUUCAAUUUUGGUCCACUUCGCAUGGUAUGUUGCGGUCAAAAUGGUGGUAUGUAAGAACUGAUGUGUAGUAACAGUAGCUGCUCAGCUGUGUGCUGGAGAUUGAGCAAUGUGCCCCUCAGAUUUCCAUUAUUUGUCACACGAAUGUUUGCUGUGCAUAUCCUGAAACAAUGCUAGCGCCCAAGGAACAGCAACUGCUAGUGAUGAAAUCUUCCGUGCUUUAAGUGUGGCAAAUGAACUGUGGUCUGUGGCGCUGGCAUCUUUCCGCACACCUGUGCAAUGCACUGACAUAACUUCAGCCGGCACUUACAGCUAGAGCACCAGGAAAGGGAGAGCCACACAAUAUAGUGCUCCCUAUAACAGUGUACUGGACUGUACAAACAAAUGUAAGCUUGUGGGGUCAUGCUAGAGGACACAGACUGUUAUUGAGGCACACGAAGACACAUACUUGCAAAGACCUCGCCAAGAGUCUGUGUCUUAUCCACGCUUAGUAUGAAUCGCCAACUCUGCCAUAGAAGCAGCACUCUUAACCCUUUGCGGUCAUGAGCAUUUAUCCAAUUUGUGGUCAUUCCAGAUUUCACACGUUCACACAAAGUGCUGUCAUUCGAGGACAUUUUCUGACCACCGCUGAAAUGUAUUCAUCCUCGGCCCUAGGAUCAUCAUCUGAUUCACUGAACUUGGAGGAAUUUCGCCCACAAGAUGCAUGUGCCGAAGACUUCAUGGUUCUGUCAACGUUUCACGCCACAAAUUGCGCAAAAAUUUCUUCAAGAAAUUUCUUCAAGAAAGGGAAAAGAAGUGCUGCCUUCAUAUGAAGACAUCAUGAAGUGCAAAACUAGUCGAAAAAGUUCCAGAACGCUAGCGCUACCAACCCAAAUAACUGGCAAACAUGAGCACAAAAGCAUGUUGGGUGCUUUGUGACCACUGGCCAAAACCAAUAUUUUAACACAAAAGUGUUUUAUGCAGGGCUCCACCAUCAACUUCCUGUUAUGGAUGUGACAUCGACACAAACACGUAAAAUAUGCUUACUUGACAGAGAUGGUGCUGCCAUCUGGUAGCAGUGAAGCGAAAUAGUGCAGCAUGACACUAACGUGCGCCAACAGUGAGCGCUUUGGGUAGACUUCGGAGACUCCAACAUGGUGUAGCCUGGUCUAGGCAGUGUAUGUCUUCUGCUGAAGUGCCAACGCAGUUUCCACACAUUAUUUCUUUUGCAUCCGAUUAGCCUUUGAUGCCUUGUCGCCUACAGAGUGCAGCUUCAACAGGCAUCAGCAUUGCUUACACACCAUCUACUGCUUCACUUGCGACGACACCAAAAGAACUGCUGUGGCACAGAAAGGCAAUGACACCGACAGGCAAAUCUCACUUCGAUCUGGCAAGAGACACCGCCAGCGUGAAGCAGAACGCGUUCGCUGCAAACUUUGCCACUCGGAUUCCUGAAGCUGAGGGCGUUGCAACUCAACUGGCUGCACAAGACAAUGCGGAGCCAGACCAAAAUGCUCGUACUUUCGCCGAAGCAACUCGGCAGCAGGACGCCGCACGCCAAGCAAACCUGCAACACGGUUUCCGACCCACAAAUUGUGAGCCUUUCGCUGUAGCGGAUUGUGAGUUCAUGAAGCGAACGUGCCACAGCUCUGUGAAGACAUGUUUCACUUUCGUGUUCUACCGAUUCCUAUGAAAGAGGGAUCAACCAGAACUUUUUUUGCCUGGCAGGAAGGGCCCGACACAUGAUCACAAAGGGUUAAGUGUGAAUGUGAAGAAGAUUGAAAGACAUUAAAAUGUACUGGAAAAUGCUGAAAAUUUUGGCCAUAACGAAACUGCCAUCAACAGAAUAAUCACUAUUGGCAAGAAUUUUUUGUUUGAAAAUUGCAUUAUUCACGGUCUGCAAGCACAUGAGGCAAAAUAAAGGACACUGAAAUACCUGAGUGGAAGGUUGCGGAAGCUUUUAGUGUAGACAUCAGAGGGAAAGCUAUCAUGCUCGCAUAUAUUCAACGCUGACUAGUGAGGCAGUUCUAACAGCUGGAAAGUUGCAGGUCAUGUAUUUGCUACAAUACCUUGCGUACAUUUAAAAAAAAAAACAGUCUGAAACAGCAGGUGCCAGUUCACUGCAAAGAACUACUACAUGUAUGAGGACGAGAAUGUACAAAACGAAUUUUGUCUCUCACAAUAUGUUCCUUAGAGGACCCCCCUCGCCAGACAGAAAAGUUUGGUUAUGCAGUCUUAAGGUUUUAAAGCACCAUCCAGGAAUUGUUCUGAAAAGAAAAAAAUUGUUUAAUAAUAGCAGAGAUGGAAGCAAAUGAAAUAUUCCAGGGUGGCGGUGCGAGGCGGUCGACUUUCCCUUUCCAGCAGAGGCUCUCUAACUUUGCCUUGACCACUGUACACAAGCGACAUUCCUUCCUUGCCUUCAGCCAUAUCAAAGCCAAAGGCUCACAAAAUGUUUGUCAUGGUCCAUGCCUCAUUUAUUUUUCUUCGUCUCCCUUCAUUAUUAUUAUUAUUAUUUAUUUUUUAAGAUUGCUGCAUAGUGCAUUUCCUAUGGCACUAUUGGGCACUUUGCUAUUCGUGGGGAUCCCCAAACUGUUCAUGUGGCUCCUGGAUAUUUGUACGGCACAGUGCAAAAGUGAUACAGAGGCAGCUGCCUGCGAUGUCGUCAAUGCUAGAAGGGGGAAUAGCAACUCUGAGAACUGGCGUGGGCCUUCGUUUGAAUUUUUGGCUGUUUUUGCAGCGUACAUUUGUGUAGUACUUGGCAGAAACAAUCACCACCAUGGGAUCUAUGCACUGUAGAGCUUCCUACAAAAAUUACUAGAGGGAACUGCUGCAGCAAUUCAGAUAGUGCAGAAAUAGGGGCUUUGCCUAAUUUUCGUGUUUGUGGCUUCGUACGCUCUUGUGGCAUUAUUUCCCAUGCUUUCUUUAUCUCUCAAAGUUUUGAAGAAAUCCUUUUUUUUUUCUGAAUGCAUGAAGACAAUAAGUUUCUGCAACCAUAAUCAUUGCAAAUUGUCGCACUUAUAACACAAUAUUUUGUCAAAAACGACGAAAUUUGCAAAGUCUCAAAGCCACUUCAAGCCAUUAGGCCAAAGUCAUGCAAAUAUGCCUUCUACCCGUCAUUCCCAUGCUUGCUUAACCGCUGUAUUUGCAGUUCCUGUAGACAUAUAGUGGCAGAGUUCUGUCUUGUAAUUUUUAUAGGAAACUCUGUGCCAUGAAUAAUCUGUUUUGCAAUGGCCAAACCUCUUUGGGGCCUUUGAGUGGUAUGGUUAACUAAAUGCUUGAACCACACUGGGCUAAAUGCCAGUGCCUCAGUUCCACAGUGCAGUAUGACAUUGUUUUCUCCUGCUGGCUUCUAGCGUAUGUUUUUAAGGUCCCUCUAAGGUCUUGCUGUGAUUCCUCGACGGAGCAUCAGAAACUAGCCGACUUUCACUUCUUCGUCGAGCUGACAGUGCAGGGUUGGCAAUCUUUAUUCCUAACUAGCUCCUUGUUGUGUUUUACUGUGUUGCUUUGCACAUUGUUAGCAGCACCUUUAUUCAACACACGUGCUGUCUCGGGAUUUGUUACUUUGUGGAAGCACAGCCUUCCCUCCUUCUCACUGUAGAAGAUCGCACUGAAAUAUUAUCAAAGACAAAGGUCUAGAGCUUUUAGCCACAGGCUAUAGUUUUGUUGUUUUCUUGGCACAAGAAGACAAGGGAAAGCCUUGGCAUGUUUUUGCACCAAACUGUGUGUACUCAGCAGAAGCUGCUGUUGCGCCAACCUUGGCUCGUGUUUGAGCAUACAAAGAAAAUUGCGUUCCCGUGAAUUUGACAGGAGAGACCAGUUAAGUGUAGUCCUGGCAUGCUGGAUACACGGAGCGCUACAAAAUGUCACGAGUUCCCGAAGUGGUGCAAUGUAAGGGUCACAAUUUUAGAAAUAUGGAAUUCUUACGUCAUGUAUCUGUGCUUGAUACUAGCAGCUCGGGCAUCAAGUUGGCAACUACCGUUUUUAAGUUGCGGAACUGCUUGAAAUUUGUGCUGUUGUGAGACUAGUGCAGUAAAUACAAGUGAUUAUUUUCUCGGUGUUGUAAGAGAGAGAUAAUUCUGGUAGAUGUGUGAUAUACAGCAGCUGAUUCGUAAGACACUGCUUUGGCUGCCUUUGUCUCCUCAGCAUUUCGAUCGUGCUUGACCCUCUCUCUUUGCAAAUUUCUGUGCAGUGUGUGAACGUAAAGUCCGCGAACAGUGCGGCCUGAUAACUCUCUCAUCCCAAGUCAACUUGUACAGUUGUCUAGUCAAAGUGGCACAUCCAAUGUCCUUCUAAUGACAACGCAACUCUUUCCCACCACAUAGAAGAGCUUCCACCCAAAUAAAAGUUUUUUUUUUCUUCUCUUAAGCCGGUAAAAUGGAGCAGAGUGUGAAGUGUGAACAACCAAAUAUUAUCAAGCUGGUUUCAUAUUUCUUAAUUUAGACAGCUUUCUGUGAAAGGUACUUGUUGUUUGUCAUUGAAUGUGCUAAGAUGAAGCGGUAUGUACCCGUGUGAACAAGGAGCGGAAACUUCUUGCGCAGCUUGAUCUGUAAUAUGACUAUCUCAUUUUGGUUUGAUGUUAGAGGUGAAUUUAGGUGAAUACAUAUUAUUUUUGUCCAACACUUUUAGAUUUAGUCUUUCUUAAUUUUAGUCCAUAUAGUUCUUAUCGUAUACUCAAUGACUGCAUAUAUGGCUGUCAUUUUUGUUUGUACAGUGUUUACAGUUAAUUAUAGUUGACUAAUAUGCCUAGAGAAUAGUUAAUUACAUGUUAAGGCAGCUUUUCUGCCUUUUCAGCUCUCGAGUGUGGAGUGGAUAUCAAAAGCAGUUUUCUACAAAAGAUUGUUUUAUCAAAUGUGCAAUUGUCUGCCGCUGUGACUGUCUGCUGAAGUGUUUUGCCUUCGAAUCCGUCUUUAUGCUGUGUAAUCAAGUUGGAUAUGGUCUAUACAUAACUUAUGUUUCUAUGUGUAAAAUAUAAAAUAAUCCCGUACUGCCUUGCUGACACAUGCUUGUAUGUUGCCAGCUUACUAGGUGUGAUGCAGUGCCUAUGUGUACAGAUAAACAAUGCAUACAUUGUACAGUUUAAAUCAUAUUUCCUCUUGGUUUCUUUUUCGGGGAUACUUAUAUUUCUUUCUCCCAAAUAUAUUUCUCCGAAAUGUCUGUCGACCUCUAAAGUUACUUCAACAAGUCAUGUAUGUGAUCCAAGCUGGUAAAUGCAUAUAUAUGUAUACUCAAAAAUAUAUUUUGUUUUAUGGUAUUAUAUGUUUUAAAAAAUAAAGCGUACAUCUCUA
Dermacentor albipictus is the source of this 9953-nucleotide messenger RNA. RefSeq names its product F-box only protein 25. The record is from RefSeq and is a predicted model, not a curated record. Lineage: Eukaryota; Metazoa; Arthropoda; Arachnida; Ixodida; Ixodidae. Gene Ontology annotation, cellular component: cytoplasm; nucleus; SCF ubiquitin ligase complex. Gene Ontology annotation, molecular function: protein binding. Gene Ontology annotation, biological process: protein ubiquitination.